AUGUCGCUUCGCCAACGUGCAAGUAUAGCGAAUUCUGAUCGGACGACAGCCGACACGACGACAUCCACCUCAUCGGACCAGCCGAGUGCAGCCGUUCACGAUGGAGUCUCUUCGAAUAGAGCGCCACAGAAGCGCAUCCGACUGAACCGUGUUCUGGGGCGCAUCGUGCCCAUCAUUCUGCUCGUCUACAUUUGCUACGCCUACGACCUUGUGGUGCAUCGGUAUGCAAUCCGAUAUCUUUACGUUCAGCAGAAAUGCACUUUGCUGCCGUUGCUAUGGCUGUUUCCCACGCACGCGCUGUUUCUAUGGUCACUACGUUGUUACCUCUGCGUGUUCUUUGCCCACAGCAAAACUCAGACUUGUGGUGGUCUGACGUGGCUGCACAACAGAUUGGGCACCUGCUUUCCUUCGCCCGACGAAUCACAAAGGCUGGAGGAGAAGCAUCUCGCACAAGCCAUCUCCGCUUUGCUACCAUCCGAACGCUCGGAUGUGAGAGUGUCGCUCUGCCAGUCGGACGGCCAACCCAUCCGUUGCAAUCGGGACAACUGUCGUGGCCGAAUCAAGUGCUUCCGAACACGACACUGUGGAGAUUGUGGCACUUGUCGUGUCGGCUUCGACCAUCACUGCGCCUGGUUCGAUAACGACAUCACUGCCCCUUCGACCCUGAAACACUUUAUCGGAUUUCUGCUUUCUAUACCCCCACUAUACCUUGUUGCUUUCGGACCUAUCUUUCCAACCGCUUGGAGAGUGGUCAGGCAGAUUCACGUUUUUGCGUUCAGUGAUACUCAUCUCCGAGAGACGUGGUGGCAAAGGUGGUACAGCUGGAUCGGCGGACCUGCAUUCCGCUGGAUAUUCGGGUUCGGCAUGGCUGCCACCAAGUGGAGUAGCAUGGCAGAGGAGAGGCUACCGCACGAAACACCAAGAGCUCCUGUGUUGGUCGCGUUGGGUUGGGUAUUUGCUUUCGUCGCAAGUUCUCUGGCCACUUCCUCACUUAUGCAUCUGAGGCAUGGAAGAUUGACGGUCGAUGUGGAGAGGGAAAGGGCGUUUCAGAGGCUUCAACAGCGGCUGGCGAAGCUGCGCAAGGAGGAACAACAGACAAACCAGACAAAGACCGCUGCUCUUCGGCAGAAGAUCGACUCGUUGGCGCCUGUGCUGUAUAUCAAAUUGUCCUGGAUCGAGCCCGAGGCGACAGAGAGACACGAGAGGAUCGUAACAGUCUCUACAGACGAAGGUCUGUUGUCUCAAGGUUCUCCCUGGUCCAACCUGCGGCGCUUCUUGGGGAGGACUACUGAUACAAAGCCAGCUUGGUCGUUACCGGACAAUGCGCUACAAAUUGCCCUUCAGAAAUCUUCCUUGCUUUCGGCCGCUCACUAA
Molecule: messenger RNA, 1374 nt
Organism: Mycosarcoma maydis (corn smut)
Lineage: Eukaryota; Fungi; Basidiomycota; Ustilaginomycetes; Ustilaginales
Exons: 1
Coding region: 1-1374 (457 amino acids)
Molecular function (GO): palmitoyltransferase activity
Source: RefSeq, a predicted model, not a curated record